Messenger RNA from Mustela erminea (ermine), 1463 nucleotides. RefSeq names its product methyltransferase like 1 (gene METTL1). Gene Ontology annotation, cellular component: tRNA methyltransferase complex. The coding region runs from base 421 to 1149 and encodes 242 amino acids. Gene Ontology annotation, biological process: RNA (guanine-N7)-methylation; tRNA methylation. The transcript has 6 exons. NCBI's taxonomy places the organism in Eukaryota, Metazoa, Chordata, Mammalia, Carnivora, Mustelidae. The record is from RefSeq and is a predicted model, not a curated record. Gene Ontology annotation, molecular function: tRNA (guanine(46)-N7)-methyltransferase activity.
GUUCCGGGACGGUCGGUAGGGUCACAGAGGCACCGGGAGGCUCGGCUGAGGCUCGGCUGGGUGACGUCAGCGUUAGAGGUGGAUCGGGGAGAUUUAGGAGAGGGCGGAGUUGGAGGGCUGAGUGGGGGCGUGGCGUUCUGCCCCAAGUUUCAGUUGUGGGGUAAGUCCGGAAAGAGUAACUUAGAUUGGAGUGUUGCAGGCGGAAUGUUGUUUCCAUCUUUCGGUUUCGUUUAUCGGAUUUAAUAAAAAGCCAAACAUAAAAACACAUCCCACCCACACCUUAAUCCAUCCUCUUCCCAUAGAGCACAUAAACAGAGUAAGGUCCCAGUGCCUUAGGCAGCCAAUCUCUGGGGGAAGGGAACUUGUGACCCAAGAAGGAGAGCUGCCUGACCGGAGUCACAUCAACUCCUAGAAGUGGAGAUGGGCAGCCCUGUGAAGCCUGAAGAGAUGGACUGGUCCGAGCUAUACCCAGAGUUCUUCACUCCACUGACUCAAAAUAAGAGCCACGAUGACCCAAAGGAUAAGAAAGAAAAGAGAGCUCAAGCCCAAGUGGAGUUUGCAGACAUAGGCUGUGGCUAUGGUGGCCUGUUAGUGGAACUGUCACCGUUGUUCCCGGACACACUGAUCCUGGGUCUGGAGAUCCGGGUGAAAGUCUCAGACUAUGUACAAGACCGGAUUCGGGCCCUUCGAGCAGCUCCUGGAGGUGGCUUCCAGAACAUCGCCUGUCUCCGUAGCAAUGCCAUGAAACACCUUCCUAACUUCUUCCGCAAGGGCCAGCUGACAAAGAUGUUCUUCCUCUUCCCUGACCCACAUUUCAAGCGGACGAAGCACAAGUGGCGAAUCAUCAGUCCCACACUGCUGGCAGAAUAUGCCUACGUGCUUAGAGUCGGGGGGCUCGUAUAUACCAUAACUGAUGUGCUGGAGCUACAUGACUGGAUGUGCGCCCACUUUGAAAGGCACCCCCUUUUUGAGCGAGUGCCCCUGGAGGAACUGAGUGAAGACCCCAUUGUGGGACAUCUGGGCACCUCAACUGAGGAGGGAAAGAAAGUCUUACGCAACGGAGGCAAGAAUUUCCCAGCCAUCUUCCGAAGAAUACAGGAUCCCACCCUCCAGCCAGUGACCCCCAGUCCUACCCCUCUUGGCCACUGACAGCCUACCUUGCCUUAGCUUGAUCACAGGACCUUCCUAGCCGAGACUGCCAGGGCCAAGAGGGAACAGUUUUUCAAAGAAGUUGGGAGAACUUCCCAAGCCAGAAGCCUGACCUCUCAUCUUCUUGCCUGUCUACCACCAGCAGAAAGCAAAAGAAGCUAACUGGGAAGGUCAAAAGACCUUGGACCAGAUGGGAUGUUUGGAAGGGUGUGGGGUCUUGCCCUUCCUUAGCACUCCCUUCUUGUGGGAUCUCUCCUUCUCAGCGAAAGUGAGGAAUGCAGUUCUCCACUAUCCAUCUAAACAGCUUGCUAGAC